Oncorhynchus gorbuscha (pink salmon) is the source of this 2287-nucleotide messenger RNA. Its product is annotated as growth/differentiation factor 2-like. The transcript has 2 exons. Gene Ontology annotation, cellular component: extracellular region. NCBI's taxonomy places the organism in Eukaryota, Metazoa, Chordata, Actinopteri, Salmoniformes, Salmonidae. The record is from RefSeq and is a predicted model, not a curated record. Gene Ontology annotation, biological process: BMP signaling pathway; SMAD protein signal transduction. The coding region runs from base 188 to 1429 and encodes 413 amino acids. Gene Ontology annotation, molecular function: cytokine activity; growth factor activity.
GCCGUGCUACUAUUUCGGUUGACAUGAGGCUACUGUUUACUCCAGAGCAUGGGAGUGGACCCCCAGAACUAUAUCCCUAGCGUAGAAGAAUCUCAAUUUCAACAGAUUGUCACCCAAAGUCAGUUUUAAAUACAUAGUGGGAACUGGGAAGGUAAAGCGUGUCGAUUGGGAAGGAUCUGAUCUGAAGAUGCAGUGCUCAGGGCGUUUCCUCUUCCAGAUGUGUCUGAGUUUGCUGGUGUCCACGGGCUCCUGUCGGUGCAAACCACUAAACGAUGUCCUCCAAAGUGAAGAUCGCGGGGGCUUCUCUGCGACUUCCGAGCAGGACCUGGUCGAAGAGGAGGACAGGUUACACAGCUUUCUGGGAACCAUGAAGGAAGAGUUUCUGAGGAAACUCAAUUUAUCCGAUGUCCCACGGGAGCACAGCAAGAUAUACCCGCCGCCGUUCAUGAUUGAACUGUACAACAAGUAUGCCUCCGACACGUCCUCGAUGCCUCGUUCUGAUGUCAUUCGCAGCUUCACCGUUCAAGAUGUCAGUCACUCUGAAAAAAAUGGCACCAAGUCAAAACACAGACUUCUGUUCAAUGUAACUGUCCCAAAUCACGAAGCGGUCAACAUGGCAGAACUCAGGCUGUUCACCCUGCUGGAUAAUAGGACAACCUCAACCUCUACCAAUGGGAUCGGGGCUUCCAUAAAGGUCUAUGAAGUGGAGUAUAAAGGAAACAAGGCCAUUGCCCACCUUGUGGAUGGGAAAGAGGUCAUUGGGACCCAUCACUCUUGGGAAACUUUCGAUGUGACCACUGCCAUCCAGAGUUGGGUCAAGUCGGACCGCCGGGCCAGUGAGUUUGAAGUGGUGGUCGACAGGUGGGACUGUGGGCCUUUCAAAGGCGGAGGUUUGGACGUGAGCGUGGGCGUGGGCGUGAGGGAUAACACGGCAGCUGCUUUGAUCGUCUUCUCCGACGACCUGGGGAGCAGGAAGAGAGAGGCCAAGAAGGAGCUGAGGGAGAUGAUAGUUCAUGAGGAAGAGACACUCUUCUCAGGGAGCGACUGGCAAGGGACCGACUACAAUGAGAUCCCCGUGGACCUACACCCCAGGCGGAAGAGGCAGGCGGACACCAACUACUGCCGACGGACCUCCAUGCGAGUCAACUUCAAAGACAUCGGCUGGGACCAGUGGAUCGUAGCGCCCCCUGAGUAUGACGCCUUUGAGUGUAGAGGAGUGUGUUACUACCCCCUGACUGACGACAUGACCCCUUCCAAACACGCCCUCAUCCAGACCCUGGUCAAUCUCAAGAACCCCAAAAAAGCCAACAUGGCGUGUUGCGUUCCCACAAAACUCGACCCCAUCACGGUCAUGUACCAGGAGAAUGGUGUCAUCACUAUACGACACCCGUACGAGGAGAUGAAGGUGGCAAAGUGUGGAUGUAGGUAGUGAGAGGUAACAUCCAUGGGGGUCCCCUUAACCCGUUACUGUAAAUCUGUACAGUUCUGUUGUGAGAUGCAUUUGAGCUAUUUUAUUGAGUAUAUGUUCAGUAAAUGCACAGUCUGUCUAGAAUAGCAAUAAAGCCUAUGAUACAAUAUUUAUAAAUUAUUUAUGAGCGUUAUCAUUAUUAUUAUUAGGGUUUUAGAAAAUAAUAUAGAUCAUAAAUUGGAUCUACAGAUGUAGGAUCUUAGUUAGGUGCGCAUGCAAAGCAAUACACAACUCUAGAUUUCUUACAUACUCAUAUCAUUAUUAUAAUUUAAUUUAUUCUGUUCUCUCAGACGCUUAAACAACUUAAGCUAUUAACAUGAAUCCAACGUCCCAAUGUGCAGACUGCCCCAACAUACUGGCCACCAUUAGCAUAAAAUAACUCACCAACAAUAACUCUUGAAACGUUCAAGCUGGAGACACCAAACCAACUUUCACAUUUCCAGAUGAUUCUAAUUUCAGAUUCUCUAAAACUUUAAUCAACUAGAACAAUAAACGUUUGCAUAAAUUAGCAUAAAAUAACUCACCAACAGUAACUCUUGAACAGUACAAGUUAGAGACACUAAACCAACUGUCAUAUGUUCAGGCUAUUGUAUCUUCACAUUCUUUCAAAUCGUAAUCAACUAUAACUAUAUAAAUGUGCAUACGUUUGCAUAAAAUAACCCACUGACAGUAACUCUUGAACCAUUUCAUCUAGAGGCACCAAACCAACGUCCAGAUGUUUGGUCUAUCCUAAUUUCAGAUACUUAAAAACUUGUAUCAAUCAGAGACUCUGGGUUCACACCCAGGCUCUGUCAUAACCGGCCGCGACCGGGAGGUCCG